Messenger RNA from Chiroxiphia lanceolata (lance-tailed manakin), 2038 nucleotides. It is a transcript of the gene YJU2, whose product is annotated as YJU2 splicing factor homolog. The coding region runs from base 142 to 1086 and encodes 314 amino acids. NCBI's taxonomy places the organism in Eukaryota, Metazoa, Chordata, Aves, Passeriformes, Pipridae. The transcript is spliced from 8 exons. Gene Ontology annotation, cellular component: U2-type catalytic step 1 spliceosome. The record is from RefSeq and is a predicted model, not a curated record. Gene Ontology annotation, biological process: mRNA splicing, via spliceosome.
GAGCGGGGCUAAACCCGGAAGUGGCGAGCGGCGCGGGGGCAGCGCCGGGGGUCGGGAGCGACAGCAGCGACAGCAGCGACAGCAGCGACAGCAGCGACAGCAGCGACAGCAGCGACAGCAGCGACAGCAGCGACAGCAGCGAUGUCGGAACGGAAAGUGUUGAACAAAUAUUACCCCCCGGACUUCGACCCAGCGAAGAUCCCGAAGCUCAAACUCCCCAAGGACCGUCAGUACGUGGUGAGGCUGAUGGCCCCCUUCAACAUGAGGUGCAAGACCUGUGGGGAGUACAUCUACAAGGGGAAGAAGUUCAACGCCCGGAAGGAGACGGUGCAGAACGAGGUGUACCUGGGGCUGCCCAUCUUCCGCUUCUACAUCAAGUGCACCCGCUGCCUGGCUGAGAUCACCUUCAAGACAGACCCCGAGAACACGGAUUACACCAUGGAACACGGAGCCACUCGCAACUUCCAGGCAGAGAAGCUGCUGGAGGAGGAGGAGAAGAGGCUGCAGAAGGAGAGGGAGGAGGAAGAGCUCAACAACCCCAUGAAGGUCCUGGAGAACAGAACCAAGGACUCCAAGCUGGAGAUGGAGGUUCUGGAGAACCUGCAGGAGCUGAAGGAGCUCAACCAGCGCCAGGCCAACGUGGACUUCGAGGCCAUGCUGAAGCAGUACAAGGAGUACGAGGAGGAGCAGAGGAGGAGGGAGCAGGAGGAGGAUGAGCAGGAGAUGAAGUCCAUGCUGGAGCAGGCCCAGAACCGGCGGCUCCUCGUGGAUUCCGACUCCGACGAGGAGGCGGCGAAGCCGCGCCCGAAACCCGCGGGCACCAACCCCACGGACAUCCUGCAGGAGGACCCUCAGCCCCAGAGCAAGAAGCUGAGGACGGAGAGCUGGGAGAGGAGCGUGGGCAAACUCAACAGCAAGGCCCAGCUGGCUGGGCUGGUGUCCCUGAGGAAGCAGAAGGCGGAUCCAGCCCUGGAAAACGGGAUGAAGAGCCAAAACACCGGCUCGAUUCCCACCCCGACCAGCACCUCCACGUCCUCCCUCAGCUUGUUGGGGGCCUACUCGGACAGCGAGGACAGCGAGGACUGAGGAGCCACCUCAGCAGGAUGGGGAUGUUCCUGGAUGGCAGCAGCUGCCCCUGGAGCCCCACGUGGAGCUGGAAGCACAGCCUGGGCCCAGGGAAUUCCAGGCCAGCUGCUGUUCCCAAAUCCUGACCCGCAGUGCCCGCCCUCGCUGCUGGCACACGGAGGAGCUGCUCCCGUGGGAAGGGGGUUUCCCUGGAGCAGGGAUCCUGUGGGAAGCCUCUGUGCCCACUCCCAGCAUCCAGCCAGCCCGGUGUGUGUCCCAGCCCUGCUCCCAGGAUGUGUUGGGAAGCACAGGACUCUGCUGUCUCCAUCCUGGGGGUGCCCAGGCCCUGUUUUGGGGGCUCACCGACCCUCCCACAGCAGUGAAAGGGACCUCAGAGCUGCCCUUCCCACUGGGAUGCAGAGACCAGGUGGGCACUCACCCCUCUGCCACCUCAGGAGGGCCCACCACUCCUUUUUUGUCCCUGGAGCCCAAAUCCAGAGUCCUGGAGCUGUGUUGUCCCUGCUCCAAGUGACCCUGAAACCCAAAUCCAGAGUCCUGGAGCUGUCAUAUCCCUGCUCUGAGUGACCCUGAAACCCAAAUCCAGAAUCCUGGAGCUGUGUUGUCCCUGCUCCGAGUGACCCUGAAACCCAAAUCCAGAAUCCUGGAGCUGUGUUGUCCCUGCUCCGAGUGACCCUGGACCCCUUUUCUGUCCCUGGAGCCCAAAUCCAGUGUCCUUGGACUGUGUUGUCCCUGCUCUGAGUGACCCUGGACCCCUUUUCCAUCUCCUGGGGGUCUCAGAUCCCACCUUUGUGACUGGAUCCUGCCCCCCAGCCCCAGGGGGGCUGUGUCCUGCCAGCAGCCCCCUCCCCUCCCUGAGCCCCCCCAGAUGUCCCCAGGAGCUCGGUGACAAACCCCUCCCCGCCCUUCCCCGGCUCCAGCAGCCACAACUCCGGAAUAAAUUGGAUUUGUCAGA